Molecule: messenger RNA, 897 nt
Organism: Bathycoccus prasinos
Lineage: Eukaryota; Viridiplantae; Chlorophyta; Mamiellophyceae; Mamiellales; Bathycoccaceae
Exons: 1
Coding region: 1-897 (298 amino acids)
Cellular component (GO): chloroplast
Source: RefSeq, a predicted model, not a curated record
AUGUCGGCGACUUGUUUGACGGCAUUACCAACAACACCAUCGGCAACGUCGUCUUCUACUUUAAGCAUGAAGCGUUCGUCGACGAUGACGACGACGACGAGAACGAUGACGAGAACACAACAACAGAACAACAGAGCAGGAAAUACUCCGAAAAGAGAUACGAGGGUAUACAUGGGCAGAAAAGCCGCGAAGGUUGCACAAACGAAGAACAAAAACGAUGCCAUUCGAACAAAGUUGUAUGGGAAGUUUGGGAAAGAAAUCGCGCGGGCGGCGAAAGAAGGCGGGACGGGGACGGAUAACGUGCGUUUGCAAGGCAUUUUAAAAGAUGCGAAAAGAAUGUCUGUGCCAGCGGAUUUAAUCGAGAGAAACUUGAAGAAGGCGGGCGAGGCAAAAGGCGGCGAUUUCAUGGAGUUGACGUACGAGUGUUACGGACACGGCGGCGUCGGCAUCGUCAUGGAAGUGUUAUCAGAUAACGUGAAUCGAUGCGCCGGAGACAUCCCAGCGGCGGUUAAGAAAGGUGGCGGGAAAAUGGCCGAGUCCGGUUCGGUGUUGUUUAACUUCGAACGAAAAGGUCUCGUGUAUUUGAAAUCCGGGGACGAAGAUGCGAUUUUUGAAGCAGCCAUUGAGGCUGGCGCAGACGAUGUGAAGGAGAACGACGAAUUUUCCGAGGAUGGUUACGUUGUUAUCGCGGAAUACCAGUCAUUUGCGAGCGUGAGAGAUUCGUUGAUUGAUGGUGGAUUUGAUGUAGACGCCGAGAACUCUGGAUUAAAGUUGUUACCAUUAGCAAACGUAGAAGUUUCUGAGGAAGAUGCGGAAGCCAACGAAGUCCUGUUGGAUAAAAUUUUGGAAAUUGAAGACGUCGAUGCCGUGUUCACGCAAAUGGAUAGCAUACUUUAA